AUGAUAAAUGAAAUCGCAGAAGCGAUUAUUGACCCAGUAUACUUUUCUCCCUUUAUUCCUCUUACUGUCACCUGUUUCCACAAACUAACAUGUGUCAUCAGUUCAUCCCUGUUAUUUGCCACAGGCCCAGACCGUGGCAUUCUAUACCAAUCUGCUGUCAACAAGGCAGAUUUCAUUUCUGCAUUUGCAACCCACUCCAAUCUCAGCGUGCUGGCUCUGACUGAGACCUGGAUCCAUGCUAAGAACAUUGCCACACCCGCUGCCCUGGCCUCCGACUUCAACUUCUCCCAUACCUCACGCCCCAACAGACGAGGGGGUGGUACAGGUUUGCUUCUCUCCAAAACAUGGAAAUUUACCUGCCUUUCUCCCUCUUGCUCAUACACGUCCUUUGAAUUUCAUGCUGUUACAGUCACUGACCCUGCCAAAAUGCACUUUCUUGUUGUUUACCGUCCUCCAGGUCAACUGGGGAAGUUCAUCGAUGAAUUUGACACGCUACUGUCCACCAUCCCAGAUGAUGGAACUCCUCUUCUGGUCCUUGGUGACAUCAACAUUCAUCUAGACAAGCCACAUGCAGCUGACUUUCUUGCUCUCCUUCCCACAUUCGACCUCAAGCAGUUCACCACACCAGCAACCCACAAAGCCGAACAACCUCCUGGACACCAAGCAGUCUGGCUUCAAGAGCAACCACUCCACGGAGACUGCUCUGCUUUCCGUCACUGAAGCCUUACGACUAGCAAGAGCAACCUCUAGAUCAUCUGUCCUCAUCCUACUUGACCUCUCUGCUGCUUUCGACACUGUGAACCAUCAGAUCCUCCUUUCAACUCUCUCCAGCCUGGACAUCACUGGAACGGUUCUGCGCUGGGUGGAAUCCUAUCUCUCUGACAGAUCCUUCAAAGUGUCAUGGAGGGGAGGUAUUUCUGAAACUCAGCAACUCACAACUGGCGUUCCACAGGGGUCAGUUCUGGGUCCACUCCUCUUUUCUAUCUACACUACAUCUCUAUGGCAGGUGAUUGAGUCUCAUGGCUUCUCAUAUCAUUGCUAUGCUGAUGACACCCAGCUCCAUUUGUCCUUCCAGCCUGAUGAUCCAUCCGUCUCUGUAUGCAUCUCUGCUUGCCUUUUGGACAUCUCGGUCUGGAUGAAGGAAAAAAAAAUCUUAAACUUAACCUGGCAAAAUCUGAGCUUCUCGUCAUCCCAGCCUGUCCCUCAAUCAACCACAACCUCACUGUACAGCUCGGCUCACUCACACUCAUGCCAACCAGAACGGCCAGGAACCUUGGGGUGAUUCUUGAUGACGGCUUGACCUUUACAGACCAUAUCUCAGCAACUGCAAGGUCCUGUAGGUUCAUCCUUUACAACAUCAAGAAAAUCCGAACCUACAUCACCAAACAGGCUACACAGAUUCUAGUCCAGGCUCUUGUUAUCUCUAAACUGGACUACUGCAACUCACUGCUUUCAGGCCUCCCAGCCAGCUCCAUCAAACCCCUUGAGAUGAUUCAGAAUGCUGCAGCGCGCCUCGUCUUCAACCAGUCCAAGAGAACCCAUGUCACACCCUUCUUCAGCUAUCUCCACUGGCUUCCUGUAGCUGCCCACAUCAAGUUCAAGGCCUUGAUGCUCACCUACAAGACCUUGUCAGGAACAGCACCCUCCUACCUCAACUCUCUCCUGAAGGCAUACGUUCCCUCUUGCAAUCUGCGAUCGAUUAGCGACCGACGUUUAAUAGUUCCAACUCAGCGUGGCGCAAGGUCCCUUUCCAGAACCUUCACACUAACUGUUCCUCAGUGGUGGAAUGCACUUCCAAUCUCAAUCUGGACCGCAGAAUCUCUCACCAUCUUCAAAAAACAGCUAAAGACCCACCUCUUCUAUGAACACCUAACCAACUCAUAAUAGAAAAAAAUGCACUUACACCUUUACUCUGCACAUUGCUUCUUCUGGAAUUCAAUUAAUAGAUCUUGUAUGGUAGCACUUCUUGUAUUGUUCUCUGCUUGAUAUCGCUUUGCUUGUAUCUUUCUCAUUUGUAAGUCGCUUUGGAUAAAAGCGUCUGCUAAGUGAAUAAAUGUAAAUUUAAUUAAAUGAGUCCUGAAACAGCUGAUGAAUAGAGAGAGCUCCUCACUGAAGUGGAGAAACUGAAUCGCUCCUUUACACCAGUGACAUCAGCAUCUUACAGCCAUUUAAAGCAGCUUUAAUCAUUUUAUAGCAGUGUGUGAAGUACUUUUUGCUACUGCCAGCAGGUUAGGAGUCAGCUGUAGAGUUUUCAUUCAUUAGUUAUCGCUUCUUUAUUGUGAAUAUUGUAACUGAAUAAUGGCCAUGUUGGUCUGAUGUCAUGUACUGAACUCAGGGUUGAGGAGACCUUCCUGACUUUCUGAGUAGGAAUUCUGAGUUGAGGGGCCAUUUUUUUUUUGUUGCUUUAUGAGUUAAGAGCUUUAUUCAAACACAGCAUGAGGUCCUGAUUGUCAGCCAGUGAUCCUGGAAUAGACUCCUGAUUCACUGUGACUCUGACCAGGAUAAAGCUCUUGUAUAUAUCGCAGUAGAGCUAUUAAUCAUUAUUCAGCUUACGCAAUCUCACAUACACAAGCAAGACAGAGUAAGAACAAUCCAGAAGUGUAUUAACGUAUGUUUAAUGUAUUUUAUAUUGAGCUUAAAAUGUUGAUCUGUAUUAUCUUAAAAAUAAAGAAGUUUAUUAUCUGUUUAUUGUAACUGUGACACAGCAGUGAGCAUUUUAUCUGUGACACAGUGUUCAUGUUGAAAAUUAAAUUGCUGCUUUAUCCAUUUUGUAUUUUCUGCAAUGGAAUGUUUGUGUGUGCACACACUGGCCACUUAAUUAGGAACACCCAUAAGCCUGUUCAUAAAGUAAUAACAACUGUUUGUUCCAGAACAUUACAUCUAAUGAUAAAUGAUUUUUAAAAAUUAAUAAAAUACUAAGACUAAUAAAUAAAUAAAUAAACUCGAAUGUCGAAGUGCAGGGUUUUGACAGGAAUAAAACACUUGGGGAUGUGCUUUUAUAGGAAAAUAAUCAACUUUGCAGUGCCAUCAU
Ictalurus punctatus (channel catfish) is the source of this 3031-nucleotide messenger RNA. RefSeq lists its product as uncharacterized. The coding region runs from base 1 to 720 and encodes 239 amino acids. The transcript is spliced from 3 exons. Lineage: Eukaryota; Metazoa; Chordata; Actinopteri; Siluriformes; Ictaluridae. Gene Ontology annotation, molecular function: catalytic activity. The record is from RefSeq and is a predicted model, not a curated record.